AGGUUAACUAUCUUAGCUGUCAACAUGGCAGAUGAAGCCACUAGGAAAGUAGUUUCUGAAAUACCAUUGCUGAAAACGAAUUCUGGACCAAGAGACAAAGAGUUAUGGGUUCAGAGACUCAGAGAGGAAUAUCUGGCCCUGAUCAAAUACGUUGAAAAUAAUAAGAAAGCUGACAACGAUUGGUUCCGUUUGGAGUCCAACAAAGAGGGAACGAGGUGGUUUGGGAAAUGCUGGUAUAUCCAUGAGCUUCUUAAGUAUGAAUUUGACAUGGAAUUCGAUAUUCCAGUUACGUAUCCAGCAACAGCACCUGAAGUGGCUAUUCCUGAACUAGAUGGAAAGACUGCAAAAAUGUACAGGGGUGGCAAGAUCUGUUUGACAGAUCAUUUCAAACCACUUUGGGCAAGAAAUGUGCCAAAAUUUGGAUUGGCUCAUCUUAUGGCCCUAGGACUUGGACCCUGGCUUGCUGUGGAGAUACCUGACCUUAUUUCUAAGGGCCUUAUACAUCAUAAAGAGCAGCAGAGCAGCUGAAAAGGGACCGCAGACUUUAUCCAAGAGAACGAUGGGAAAGGCCCCUUGCUGUCUUAACAAGCUAACCCCAGACCAGCUAAAGACUGACAUGAGGCUUUUUGUCUUUGCAUUGAUGGGAAUUCUUACAGUUAUGAUCUGAUUGGCCAUGGCUCUCAGAAAUGGCAUGGCAUAUCUGUGCAUUUUGGCUGAGCAUACAUCCAAGACCUGUAAGAGCAGUUGUAGAAUACUGUUUGCUAUCAGUAAAGAAACUAAAUGCCCAAAUAAGGGACCAUUCUAGUUUAAAAGGCUUCUAAACUUGUGCAUUGUAAAUUGUAAAACAUGUUUUUCUGUUUAUCAUGAUUAAUUGUAAUGUAUUGACAACAAAUUAAACAGAAGUCAACCCA
Molecule: messenger RNA, 911 nt
Organism: Electrophorus electricus (electric eel)
Lineage: Eukaryota; Metazoa; Chordata; Actinopteri; Gymnotiformes; Gymnotidae
Gene: ufc1
Product: ubiquitin-fold modifier conjugating enzyme 1
Biological process (GO): protein K69-linked ufmylation
Cellular component (GO): cytoplasm
Molecular function (GO): UFM1 conjugating enzyme activity
Source: RefSeq, a predicted model, not a curated record